AAGUCAAAGCAAACUGGCAAUUGCAAGUUUUAUUUCUCUAUUGGCCUCUGAACCAUCACAAACCAUUCUGCUUUAGAUUUUUCUUGCCCCAGUAAUAACAAAGUUUACAUUUUUAAUAUCCAUCUGAAGCUGCAACUUCUGCCACUCUUGCGCCUCAGCCUGUGCAUGCCUCUGGUCCUCUGAGGUAUAACUCUCUUUGUUUAAUGCGGUUGCUGGGUUUCUAGCUGAUUCUAGAGUCUCUACUGUUUGAUUGAAUUUUGGGUAUAUCCCCAAAAGGGCAAAGAGCACAUAGAGUCUAAAAGCCAUGGCAGAAGAUGAUGUGCCCACCAAAGCAGCAGCAGCAGAAGAUGUAUACACCAAAGAUGGGACUGUGGAUUUUCGUGGAAACCCAGCUAAGAGAAAUGCCACAGGAACCUGGAAAGCCUGCCCUUUUAUUCUAGGGAAUGAGUGCUGUGAAAGAUUGGCUUACUAUGGGAUGAGCUCUAAUCUGGUGAUUUAUUUCAAGACUCAACUAAACCAAACCAGUGCUGUUGCUGCCAAAAAUAACUCAAAUUGGGGUGGAACAUGCUACCUCACCCCCUUACUUGGAGCUUUUCUGGCUGAUGCCUAUUUGGGAAGAUACAAGACUAUUGCCUCCUUCUCAAUCAUCUAUGUCAUUGGGAUGACACUUUUGACAAUGUCUGCAUCGGUCCCGGGACUGAAACCAACCUGUUCAGGAAAAGACAAUUGCCAUGCAAAUGGUGGCCAAACUGCAGCAACUUUCAUAGCACUUUACCUGAUAGCGUUGGGGACUGGUGGGAUUAAGCCCUGUGUCUCAUCCUAUGGAGCAGACCAGUUUGAUGAUGAUGAUGAGGUUGAAAAGAAACACAAGGGUUCUUUCUUCAAUUGGUUCUAUUUUUCCAUUAAUGUUGGUGCUAUGAUUGCCAGCUCUGUGCUGGUGUGGAUACAACAAAAUGUGGGUUGGGGAUGGGGUUUCGGCGUUCCAGCCGUUGCCAUGGCAAUUGCUGUAGUGAGUUUCUUUUCGGGUACUCAGUUAUACAGGAAUCAGAAGCCUGGAGGUAGCCCUCUGACACGCAUAAUUCAGGUGCUGGUGGCAUCUGUGAGAAAAUACAAGGUGAAAGUUCCCGAAGACAAGUCCCUUUUGUAUGAGACUGCAGAUGCAGAGUCUUCGUCCAUCCAAGGAAGCCGCAAACUUGAUCACACAAAUGAAUUUAGGUUCUUUGACAAAGCAGCAGUGGAGGUACAAUCCGACCAUAUAAAGGACUCAAAAGACCCAUGGAGACUUAGUACAGUUACUCAAGUGGAGGAGCUAAAAUCAAUCAUAAGGCUGCUUCCCAUAUGGGCAACUGGUAUCAUCUUUGCUGCUGUCUACAAUCAGAUGAGCAACUUUUUUGUGUUGCAAGGCACCCUUAUGGAUAUUCGUGUGGGCCACUCUAGCUUCGAAAUCCCAGCAGCAUCUCUUUCCAUCUUCGACACCCUUAGUGUCAUUUUCUGGGUCCCAAUAUAUGACCGAGUCCUUGUCCCAGUAGCUAGAAAAUACACUGGUCACAAGAAUGGCCUAACCACACUCCAGAGGAUGGGGAUUGGCCUCUUCAUCUCCAUAUUUUCCAUGAUAUGUGCGGCAGUUUUGGAACUCAUCAGACUCCGAAGUGUUCGAGAGCAUAACUAUUAUGAAUAUGAGCACAUGCCCAUGUCAGUUUUUUGGCAAGUACCUCAGUAUUUCCUCAUAGGAGCUGCAGAAGUUUUCACAUUCAUAGGACAGUUGGAGUUUUUCUAUGAUCAGGCACCUGAUGCCAUGAGGAGCUUGUGUUCUGCCCUCUCACUCUCCACUGUUGCUCUAGGAAACUACUUCAACUCUAUUCUUGUGACCAUUGUUACCCACACAACUACGAGGAACAAGAAUCCUGGAUGGAUUCCGAACAAUUUGAAUUAUGGACACCUUGAUUAUUUCUUCUGGUUAUUGGCAGUGCUGAGUGUUCUGAACCUAGGAGCAUAUCUCUUGAUAUCCAAGUGGUACACGUAUAAAAAGACUGUCGGAACUCUGCGUUGAUCGUUAAAAGAAGCAAUACAACAUAAGAAGUUGUUUUCUGCAUUCACUCUGGUGUUUUUUUUUAGCUUUUUUUACCUUGGUUGUUGAAACCCUUGUAUAUAUAGUCUGUUUUAGGAGCAUUGUGCUUGUGUAUGCCAUUCUGCUAAGAGACUACAAUGAUGAGUGAGUCUCAUAUGGUGGUGUGAAACUGUCAAUUAAGCAAGAAUGAUUAAGAAACAAGUGAACCACAAGUUCCAUCUU
Molecule: messenger RNA, 2290 nt
Organism: Prunus avium (sweet cherry)
Lineage: Eukaryota; Viridiplantae; Streptophyta; Magnoliopsida; Rosales; Rosaceae
Product: protein NRT1/ PTR FAMILY 8.2
Biological process (GO): oligopeptide transport; transmembrane transport
Cellular component (GO): membrane
Molecular function (GO): transmembrane transporter activity
Source: RefSeq, a predicted model, not a curated record